Messenger RNA from Cherax quadricarinatus, 1040 nucleotides. NCBI's taxonomy places the organism in Eukaryota, Metazoa, Arthropoda, Malacostraca, Decapoda, Parastacidae. The record is from RefSeq and is a predicted model, not a curated record.
GGGAUAUAAUUGAAAUCUUGAAUAUGUGUUCAAAGUAUUUUAUGCGUUUCUGGUUGAUUCUCAGCGCAACAUUGGUGGUUUUUAGUGUAUCCGAGACUAGCUCGCCUUUAAUGUCUGAAGAAGAGAGGCUCAACCUUAACUCAAACUAUAAUGGCCUAACUAGGCAGAGAAGACGUCAUAAACUUUUACUGAAUUAAAGAGAGGAGGCAAAGGAGAUGUUUUACCAUGCAUACACUGCUUAUAUGGACAAUGCAUACCCAGCAGAUGAGUUAAUGCCUCUCAGUUGCAAACCAAGAUGGAGAGAGGUGGAGCAAUCCAGAGGAGACAUAGACGAGACUUUAGGAAAUUUCUCAUUGACGCUGGUGGAUGCCUUAGAUACACUAGUUGUGAUGGGGGACAUUGAGGAGUUUGAUCGUGCUCUUCGUCUUGUAGUUAGAGAUGUUUCCUUUGACAACGAUGUAGUGGUAUCAGUCUUUGAGACAAACAUCCGUAUGGUUGGAGGAUUGAUAUCCGGUCAUGUGAUGGCUGAACAUCUUAACCAGUUGUAUGGGGCACUGGGGUGGUAUCGAGGAGAGCUGCUGACCAUGGCACGGGAUUUAGCUUCAAGACUUUUACCAGCAUUUAACACCACAACAGGAAUUCCACACGCUAAGGUUAAUUUAAAGUAUGGUAUGAAGUCCCCGAAACUACAGAGCUCUCGAGAUACUUGCACAGCAUGUGCUGGAACUAUUAUUUUGGAAUUUGCAGCCCUAUCUCGACUAACAGGUGACUCCAUUUUUGAGGAAAAAGCUCGUCAGGCUAUGGAUUGCUUAUGGAGCCAGAGACAUCGGGGAAGUGACCUUGUUGGAACUGUUCUAAAUGUGCAUUCAGGUGACUGGGUGCGGCGGGACUCUGGUGUGGGAGCGGGUAUAGACUCCUACUAUGAAUAUCUAUUAAAGGCCUACGUAUUGUUGGGUGAUGAAGGUUAUCUCGAGAGAUUUAAUAAGGUAUAUUAUGUCUUUAUUGCAUUUGUGAUAUCUUUAUAACAAUAUAUAUCUGCC